AUGUACUGCUUCAUACUUCUGUUAUUAUUGUACUGUCCAAGUGCUUUCACAACAUUACAUAAGCGACAAAUAGAAGAUGACGUUACAAAAGUUGUACUUCAAAUGCCUGGAUAUGUGCCUCAAGUGCCCGAUGAAUACGGAGUGUUACCGCGAGAAGCACCUCCAGGAUACAUCGUCGGAUUUGAACCACUUGCUGUAAUGGACCGUAUACAUCACAUUUUGAUCUUUGGAUGCACCAAACCAGCUCAUACUUCAAUUUGGAAAGGUUACGAGGUCUGUGGAGAAGGUGUGCCGCGAGUCCUCUAUGCUUGGGCGAGAAAUGCUCAGCCGCUUUACUUGCCGAAUAAUGUUGCAUUCAGCGUCGGUCAUGAAGAUGAUAGCGUCAAGUAUUUUGUAAUGCAGGUCCACUAUGCAAAGCCAUUCGUCGGCGAUGUGAUAGACUACUCUGGAGUUACUAUCCAUAUGACCCAGAACAGACCAGAAAAUUUUGCUGACAUACUUCUUAUGGUUUAUGCUGCUCCCGUUCCUCCGGGCAGACAUCACAUUCAAUUGGAUGUGAGCUGCUUGUAUCGAGGCGACGUCGACUUACACCCGUUUGCAUUCCGAACUCAUACUCAUGCCAUGGGCCGAGUAGUGUCGGCAUUCUACAAGCAUGAGGGACAUUGGAAGAAAAUCGGAGUGAGACAUCCACACUGGCCUCAGAUCUUCCAAACUAUCGAACAUAAUCCUGUAAUCAGGAAAGGGGACCUAAUAGCUUCGACCUGCCGAUUUGACUCGCAUACCAAGACGCAGCCAACACCAAUGGGGCCGCUUGAUAUGUGUAACUUCUAUAUGAUGUACUACUACAAUGCGAGCGAAAAGAAUCCAUUCCCGAACGGCUCAAUGUGCGUGGGCAAUGAAAAACCUACUGAAGUAAAAAAUUAUCCUAUGGAAGGUACACGAAUACUACCGGCUCGUCCGGUUUUGGAGCGUUCAUCACAUGCAACAGGAAUAGCCUUCGGUGUCGUCGAAAAAGGAGCGUUCACUAGCGUUGGAGAUGUGAAACUUGGUCAAAUUGCUUCAUUAGCUUUCCAAGACGAGAGAAUCUUCGCAAUCUUCCAUAGAGCCGGAAGAGUAUGGGGCGAAAAAACUUUCGAUCAGCAUAAUGUGCUCGUUGAUCAGACACCGAUCAAGAACGAUGUGAUCCUGAUAGUUGCUUUGGAGGGUAAUGAACUUCACCUGGUAAAGAAGCUAGGCCGGGGCAAAUUCUACCUACCACAUGGAAUUCAUAUCGACAACGAAGGUUUCUUGUACACUGCUGAUGCUGGCUCGCAUACUGUGGCGAAGUGGAAAAUUGAAAAUAACAACUUGGACUUGAUCUGGGAAAGUGGUACAAAACUAAUUCCUGGUAACGGUAACACUCAUUUCUGCAAGCCAACUGCCGUCGUCACAAAUGACGAAGGUGUUUUCGUCGCCGAUGGCUAUUGCAAUAAUCGAAUAGUGCAAUUAGACAAAGCAACUGGCAAAAGACUGUUCGAAUUCGAGGGACAGCUAAAUGUCCCGCAUGAUAUUGCAACAUCUUUCCCUGGCCCUGGAUUCCAUCUGUUUGUGGCUGAUCGUGAAAAUGGCAAAGUUAAAGAAUUCCACACCAGGGGAGACCUUGUAACGGAAUGGGCCUCACCCCUCUUUACAAAUAUUUAUGCAGUAGAUGUGCACGAUGAUUAUGUUUUCAUGGUCCCCGGACGAGCUGGAGGUUUCCCCGGACCUGCUCGUGUAUAUGCGGGUCGAACUGCUACUCCAUUUAUUGAGUACUCCUUUGCACCCACGAGCCGUCCGUUCGGUGAACCACAUGCCCUAAGAGUAUCUCCUGAUGGUUACCGUAUCAUAGUUGGUGAUAAUUCCAAGCCAACGCUGUUCUUGUUCCAGAUACAACCCGUACACGCCACAUCGCAAUUUUCGCUAAGUUUUCAUGAGUCCCAUGAUCAGUAUGUCUAUAAUGGAUUUGUCAAUGCACCGGCAGUGAUUAUGACAGCGCUAGCAGUCACCAUACUUGUCGGGGGAUUUGUCAAAAUCUUAGCAGGCAGAAGAAGAACGAUUGCGGAAAUACGCGAACCUGGAAAAUUCGAUAAGAAGGGCUACAAGCCUCUCGACAAAGAUGACACAGCUGCUCUAAUAAGCGAAGGUUCCGAGAAUGAAGAACCAUAGUUCUCAUAUAUAUUCCUUGUAUGGUUUAAUUGAGUAUUGAUGGUUUUAUUUCCCUUCUUCUAUUCAUUCUAAGCAUUUAUAGUCUUUAUGUAUACAACAUGUUGUAUCCAAUCUUCUCCCAGGUUGUGAUUAUAAGUGCGUCGCAUAGCGACAUUUGGGUGUCCAGAUCGUGCAUUUCCACUUUUAAAUUUUCAUCAUAUUUUGUAUCGAUGCCGCUUUAUGUUGAAAAUUUGAUUUCUCUCUACUUACCGCAGUCUCAUUGUGCAGUGACAUCAUUGAUCAAUUCAAAAGAAAUUUUUAGAUAUUUUCUACUUUGAGGAGUGCUACUUACGCCCUUUUCUAUACCGACAUCCAGCUAUUUUAGUCUGAUACCUUCAAAAGGAAAAGAAAACAUUAAAGUUGUUAACAGCCCAAAAAGCUUGAAACCUGAUAUAAUCGUGCUUCUAGUAAAAGUCUCUUCUUUCGUGCUCCCUUGUCCUAAAAAAUUUUAUUACUACUAUUGACGUCAGUCUUUGUGAGAGAUGGUUGAGACUCGUGAUAUUCUGUGAAC
This is a messenger RNA of Cylicocyclus nassatus, 2734 nucleotides long. The record is from the annotation of a GenBank genome assembly. Lineage: Eukaryota; Metazoa; Nematoda; Chromadorea; Rhabditida; Strongylidae.